Messenger RNA from Zootermopsis nevadensis, 1145 nucleotides. Lineage: Eukaryota; Metazoa; Arthropoda; Insecta; Blattodea; Termopsidae. The record is from RefSeq and is a predicted model, not a curated record.
UACAUUUGUUACUACAGGUACAACAUUUGGAAGUCAAGCCCAGGACCAUCAGCUAACAUGUGUCAGUGUGGCAUGUCCCCUCCUGUGGGUGGUUUGGAACCUCAGUUCCUGCCAGACAAGAGACCGGAUAGUGGUGGAACUGAUAUGAGAAGUUUGCAGUAUAGUCGUCUGCGUGAGGAACUCACUAUGGAAGGAGAACAGCUCUUGUCAGACCUAAGCUACAUGCAGCAUCUCUAUCAAGGGUCAGACUGGCAGGAUGACACAACACCACCAGAGGAAUCUCUAGUAGAUUGGAGCAUUGAACAAGAGGAACUGGAUGGUGAUAGGAAGCUGUGUUGCUUGUCUCCAACUGAGGACUCAACCCAGGAAAUGAUGAUGUACGGCGAGGAUACUGGCUGCCCUCAGAGUCUGCCAGUCUCUCAGUCAUCAGUGAAGAAAACAAAGUCUGUCGAUUUUCGCACUUCAUCUCCAGCCAUCGCUUUCCCCAGAUUGGCUCUUCUGUCUAAAGAAUUGGAAGAAGAAUGGAAGCAAAUCGAACGACCUUUCAAUGCAAAGGCAGUCCAGAAGGACCGCAAACGGAGGCAUUCAGCAAGUCAACGAGCAUGCAUCUACUUUCUUGAGGGCAGUUGUAGGCGCCCACACUGCCGCUUCUCUCAUGACUUGGCCACUGUCCCAUGCAGGUUCUGGGUGGACUCAUCUUGCUUGAAGGGAAUUGCCUGUCCGUUCCUUCAUGGCAGCGCUCAGGCUCUGCGACCCGUCACUUUGUAAAGGUAAAAUCUCUUUAGGCAUUAACAUUAAUAAUUUAAAGAAAAUUAGGUCAUAAUAAGGUAAAUAACUUGACUUACAUGUUUGUAAACAUAGAAAUAUCUACACAAGCCUUGGAAUAUGAUCCAAUGUAAGUGAAGUAGGACAUUGUCAGUCAAGAUUUGCCAUCUUCGAGGGGGUUACUUUAUGAUGUAUUUUGAAAUACUUGGGGAGCAGUUACUGCUGUAUUCAUAUUACAUACUGAAAGUUGCUGUCAGCUGGAAUGAGAUGCAUUCCCAUAUUGAGUGUUACCUAUAUGAAUGCUGUAUUAUGAUAUGAUAGCCCAAUAUAAAGAUGUACAUUAUCAAAACUCAUCUGACAGCAACUCUUCUUAGGAUAAA